CUCCUCUGGUUCUCGCGCACUGCCCCCCUCUCUCUCACCUAAACAGUUACUGGUGAGCCAGUCAACUAGACCAUCCGAUUUCACUCUCUCGUUACUGGCGUUACCUCUUCUUUGCUUUUUCUCUUUCUGUAAAGCAAGUCACUUAAAUAGGGGGUAACGGCACAAAGGAACAGAAAGAGGAACAUGGCAGGGAUUUUGAGGGCACCCAGUGCUUUCGCCGUGACACCACACAAAGUCUCCACCUGCAUUCUGAUACAGAUCUAUGCUCCUCCUGCUCAAAUCUCUGUUCCUUUUCCAUUUUCCUCCGUUACUCAGCACAACCGCCUCGGCCUGUACUUGCUUGCUCUCACCAAGUCAUGCGAUGAUAUUUUUGAGCCGAAACUAGCUGAACUUCUUAAUCAAUUGAGGGAGAUUGGCGGUCUAAUGGAUCAGUGGUUAACUAAUCAUUUGACUAAUAGACUGUCGGCUCUACAAUCACCUGAUGAUUUGUUCAACUUCUUCAGUGAGAUGCGUGGAAUUCUUGGGGGCCUUGAUUCAGGAGUUGUUGAGGACGACCAGAUUAUUUUGGAUCCAAACAGCAACCUUGGGUUGUUUCUUCGUCGUUGUAUACUUGCUUUCAACCUGUUAUCCUUUGAGGGUGUAUGCCAUCUUUUGACAAAUAUUGGUAUCUAUUGCAAUGAAUGCUUCUCAACUUGUCCAACUUAUGAGUUGCAGCACCUGGAUGAUCCUAGUAAUGAGGUGGAGGUAUUAUCAGAGUAUGAAAACAUGGACCUUGAGAAUUAUAUUUCUGAAAAAAUAACUGAAGAGAUAGAAGCAGGAAUAACAAGCAAAGGAGUUUCUUUUCACCUUUACUUACCAAAGGCACUUUCCACUUUGGUUGAAGGUGCAGAUAUUGAGGCUUCUACUAACCCAAAACUUGAGCAUAGCAACAAAGUUGGAGAACAUUCUCUGUAUACACCUUCAUCAAGCAAUGCACUAAGAAAUGUUGAUCCUCGCGGGGGAGUAUUCCUUCGUUCAAACUGGCAGAUGCAAGGCUACUUCAUGGAGCGAGCCGAGGCCAUUGAAAAGCAUGGUAGUUCUUUCUCCUCAAGUGCUUUUGAGCUUAUUCUAAGGCAGCUUCAAAAGUUGGCCCCUGAACUAGACCGUGUUCACUUUUUGCGUUACUUGAAUAGCCUUUAUCACGAUGACUAUUUUGCUGCUUUGGAGAAUCUUCACUGUUAUUUUGAUUAUAGAGUGGCUUUAUUCAUUUGGAUGCUACACCCUCUUGAAAAUGGUGUCAAUGGUCUAGGCUAUAGAAUCAGGCUUAAGGGUUCCAUUUGUUUAGAAUCUGAAGAAAUUGACUGGGUUACGUGGGAUUUUGACUUUAAUGUUUUACAAGCCAAUGUGAAAGCUACUUGUGCCUCCAAUAAUAUGAGUGCAGGAACUGAGGGAUUUGAUUUUCUUUCUCCUACACCUGGUACCAAUAGUUUUGGAAGAUAUGAGAUUGCCUUGUUGUGCUUGGGAAUGAUGCAUUUUCACUUUGGGCAUCCUAAGCAGGCAUUGGAGGUUUUCACUGAGGCAGUUCGUGUGUCACAACAGCAAAGCAAUGAUUCUUGUCUUGCAUACACUUUGGCUGCUAUCUGCAACUUGUUAUCGGAAAUUGGAAUCUCAAGUACAACUGGAAUGCUUGGAUCAUCAUAUUCUCCCAUGAUCAGUGUAGGCACUUCACUGUCUGUCCAGCAACAAUUAUUUGUCCUAUUGAAAGGUUCAUUGAAGAGAGCAGAGAGCUUAAAGUUGAAACAAUUGGUAGCUGCCAAUCAUCUUGCAGUGGCUAAAUUUGAUUUGACGCAUGUACAAAGACCUCUUAUAUCUUUUGGUCCCAAAGCAUCCAUGAAGCUUAAGACAUGCCCAAUUAAUGUUUGCAAGGAACUGAGAUCAUGUUCUCGUUUAGUAAGUGCGUUUUCUUCUGAAGGCUCUGGAUUGACAAUGGAAGGAGCUUUCUGUACUGCAUGGCUAAAGAAUUUGCAAAAGCCAAUUGGUUCACUAGUCUUGUCUGAAGAUCAUGGAUCUGGUAACAAUGCUAACCCUUCGCAGUUUUGCACACAACCAAGUUCUAUUCAUGGAUCUCUAUUGCAGUUAGUAGGUUCUUCUUACCUACUUCGUGCCACUGCAUGGGAGAUGUAUGGCAGCGCCCCACUAGCUCAAGUACAUGCUUUGGUUUAUGCAACAUGCUUUGCUGACACUUCAAGUUCAUUGGAUGCAACAUUGGUACAUGUGAAGCUUAUCCAACAUCUAGCAAUAUUUAAAGGAUAUAAAGAGGCUUUUGCUGCUCUGAAAAUUGCAGAGGAGAAGUUCUUAUGCAUCUCAAAAUCACGAAUCUUGAUACUAAAAUUGCAGCUGCUCCAUGAGCGUGCAUUGCAUCGAGGACAUCUAAAGCUAGCUCAACAAGUAUGUGAUCAGCUUGGAGUUUUGGCAUCAUCUAUCACUGGUGUGGACAUGGACUUGAAGACAGAAGCAAGCCUUCGGCAUGCUCGUACAUUCCUUGCAGCAAAGCAGUUCAGCCAGGCAACAGCUGUGGCGCAUUCCCUUUUUUGCAUGUGUUACAAAUUCAAUCUACAAGUUGAAAACGCUUCUGUUCUUCUUCUACUUGCUGAAAUUCACAUGAAAUCAGGAAAUGCUGUUUUGGGCCUUCCAUAUGCCUUGGCGAGCCUCUCUUUUUGCCAGUCAUUUAACUUGGAUCUUCUUAAAGCUUCAGCCACUCUUAUUUUGGCUGAGUUAUUGCUUUCACUUGGAACGACCCACAGAAAGGGAGCUUUAACCCUUAUACAUGGUGUUUUCCCAAUGAUUCUUGGUCAUGGAGGUCUGGAGCUAUGUGCUCGUGCCUAUAUUGCUGAAGCAAAAUGUCAUCUCUCCGAUCCAAGCUUCUCAGUUUCUGAAAAUUCUGAGGUAGUGCUCGAUCCCUUGAAACAAGCUUCGGAGGAUCUUCAAGCAUUGGAGUAUCAUGAACUAGCAGCUGAAGCUUUUUACUUAAUGGCCUUUGUAUUCGACAAGCUGGGCCAUCUGGAAGAAAGGGAGGAAGCCGCUGCUCAAUUCAAGAAACACAUAAUGGUUCUAGAGAAUCCUCAGGCAGUGGAAGACCCUUUGUUCAAUUUGUGAGAAGAAAAUUGCAGUGGCAUGUUCUGCUAACAAGAUUGUAAAUUAUGUGUUUUUUCCUGAAAUUUUAUUGAUGUAGGCACUCAAUGGCUAAUCCUUAUCAAAGCCUCUAGAUGACAAAAUGCACCGACAUCGUGUAUGAAUUUCAGUUACCUUGCCAAUUCCUUUUUGAGCAGUGACGUGAUUUCUUUUAGCUUGUCCGGGUGUGGUGCCGUGCUGCCUAAAACUUUUGUUC
Rubroshorea leprosula is the source of this 3367-nucleotide messenger RNA. The record is from the annotation of a GenBank genome assembly. NCBI's taxonomy places the organism in Eukaryota, Viridiplantae, Streptophyta, Magnoliopsida, Malvales, Dipterocarpaceae.